AUGGAGCCUCACCCACCCCCCGACAGCGGUAUCGACUUCCCCGACGCUCCAUUUAUUCCGUACAAUAAAGUUGCCUUACGCCUUCUCGAGAUGCACUUCAAAGAUGCACCAUACGUUCUCAAUCCGCCGUCAGCUUCGGACGAAAAUGUCGACACAGUUAUGCACUCAACAGAACUCCCUCCAGUCACAUCUCAGAGCUCUGGUUCGAACAUUUUGCAGGCAACAUCUUCCACCCUUCCGAAUCAACCAUCCGGCUCACUUCCACUCAUUCCACCACCCAUUUCCUGCAAUGAAGACGUCGAGAUGACUCCGUACGAGGAACCAUCGUCACUCGACCAACGUAUGGACGAUUCGCCGCCGACGGAUCCACCUGUAGGCGACGCAACAUCGAUACAGCAGUCUUUGUUCGACUUGGAGUUGGAUUGUCACUCGACGGAUUCUGACGGUUCAACGGAAGCUGAUGAGAGCAAUUUUGGUGCUUCAAGAGAGGUUGACGAGGUAGUGGGUCCAGAUGCCGAUGAAACAGUUCAUUUCCUGCGUCGCUUCAACAUCUUUGUGGACCCCGAUUACCGCCAAACGAUUUGUGUCUGCUGCAGCAAGAUUAUUCUCAGUUCUCACAUGUAUGGCCAUCAAAAGAAAGAACACUUUCGGCCUAAGCGCGGUCAGCGUACGCUUAAACUUCCUCCAAAGCAUCAAAUUGAUGCUGCAUUGUCGUCCCUUGGUGCCGAGAACCCUCUUCCCAUUCCGAUGACCGGUAUUACAGCUAUUCCACUUGUUGAAGUCAAGCAGGGCAUCCAGUGUUUGGAAGCUGGAUGCCUGGCGUGCUUCGCCGGCAACAGAAAACGCGAUCUCAUCUAUCAUCACUACGCCCGACUCCAUCCUCAUGUUAAGCCACCACCAAAAUUCGAAAAAUUCCCAAACGUGCGCUGCCAGUCGAGUUCUUCUCAGAGAAGUAAACGAUUUUACUUCUGCGUCACUCCGGCGGACGAGAUCACUUCCCAAGCCUUCUCAGACGUCCUGGCGAAGGCUAAUUCACUUGACCUUUUGAAUCCGUCGGAUGUUUUCCACAGUUCUGAGAGCGCACAGGAAAGGAAUAUUGCGUAUGCACAGACCCGAUGGGAUUUAAUGUUGGAAGGCGUCAAGGUUCCGGCCUUGAGGGUUCUAGCGGAAACAACGGUUAGACCGGGCGAGGAAUAUCUGGAAAGGUUGAAGAUCAUGGUCCGGCAAUACUACGAAGUUAUCGUCAAGGACAUUCCCAAGCUAACAAACUUAACCAGACGGUAUAUCCUGUCCUACAAAAUUGGAGUCCCGCAUGACCGCCCUUUUAAGCGACCGCAAGAGAGAGGAACUAUUGACAAGGACUCUGACUACAUGUCGAGAUUUUUGUUCUUUUUGAUUCGCUCGCUCGAUACAUCAAUCGAAAACUUCCCGAUAGUUUUGCAUCCGGACACUGCCCACCUGCUCCUCCACUUGCGAGAACUACUACAGCAUCCGACGUCCACCCCUGUUGACCUCCACUUCGUUAUACACGAGUGUCUAUGGUCAAUUCUUUCAGUCGUUAGCGACGACUUUCUAUUCGAUGACUUGCAGUGUCCCUUCACGCGUUUCCUGUUCGCUUCGAACAUACAUGAUGAUUAUGGAACAUUCGAGAACGUUACCAUAAUUCCACCACGGAUUACGAUGAUCCAGUGGUGCUUCCGAGCGACUGGUGUACAGCAGGUCAUCCAAACCAUGGAGACAGAGGGUAUUGAUAGCCAAUCUGUUGCCGACUACCUUUGCGAUAGCAAACCCACCUUAUUCAACAACCUCAGACAAUAUAUGAAGCUCUUUAGUGCCAUAUCCCAUCGUCAAAAGCCCAUUGCAAAAAUGAACCUCAAUCCACAAAGGACAGUCAUUUCCAUCGACAGCAGCCCCAUCAUUAUUGCCGACUUUAUCAAAGGCAUUAACAAUGCACUCGAAGUUGUCGAAAAUAAGGUGGACGGACUGUUCCGUGGUUGCGUUUACCAGGAUCUGCUUGAACGAAUAGACCGUUCGUUGAUUCCAGAUUCGUCAGGACAGCCGUAUUGGUUUCGGGACAGUGUUGCAAAUAUCGAUUGCGGUUACUCGUUCAUCAAAGAGCCUUGUAACCAGAUGGAGGAAGAUCGACAUCGACUUCUUCGUUACCUGUGUCAAGAUUCGCGUUUUUUCAAGAUGGUCCCUAAUGUUGGAGUCUUUGCAUGUGAAGGCGCAAUGCGGGAAUGGUUUUCGGAGGUGAACGAGGUCAUCAAAGGCAUUUUCUACCUUAUCGUGUGUACUUGGGGCGGUGGCGCUCGUGGUACAGAACUCCAACACCUUUCCUAUGCAAACCAUCCAUCUCACUCCCGCAAUAUCCUUUUCAUCAACGGCAUCCUCACCGUCGUAACCACAUACAACAAGACCCUAUCCAUUACCGGGGUUGGCAAGAUGAUCGCACGUAGUCCGGCUGUACGCGUUAGCCGUCUACUUGUAUUGGUUCUGUGGCAGGUGUAUUGGGCCUGCGCUCACCUCUCGCUCUAUACUGGCAUGAGUAAGGAGAGCUCCCAGCGGUACCUGCACGAGGUCUUUGUUUUAUCAGGCGAAAGUAUGACCAGCGAAAAAUUCUCCUCCACACUCGGCUACUAUAAUUCACUCUCCGUCGGGUUUCAGAUCAAACUGGCUGACUUUCGUCAGCUAAUGGCCACCCUUCUCAUUAAUUUCACCCAUUCUUGUUUCUACGAUGAGGAUGACGAUGAGAUGCGAAUGGUUCAUGAGUCUUUUGGACACUCGGUCGCCGUCGGUCAGAAGCACUAUGCCGUCGACUUUGUGAACAGUGCCACGGACCUGUCAUCUGAUCUUGUCGCAAGGAUGCAGGUAGUAUCGUUCAAAUGGCAGCUUUUCAUUGGGUUACUGCACCAAUCGUUGAAGACAAAGAUAGAUGUAUCUAGAGCACCAACAUCCAACGGGCUGGAGUCUUCGAUGAAGGAGUUGGACAGUCUUCUCCGAAGUCAUCACAACACUCUCGGAAAGCAAUUUGAAAGUCUGUUUGAGUCUUACGAGCAGAGAGCCCAACAGAACCUGCGACGUGAGCUUGAACUUCAAUUCACAGAGUUCGGUAACCGUCUGCAGAGAGUCUCCGAGCCAACUACCACGUCGCUACCCUCCACUGUCAUUCCUCGACUCUCUGUUCAUCCCCACAUGCGGGAUGUACUUUCACGCACGCUGGGUAACCACAUUUCUUAG
Marasmius oreades (fairy-ring Marasmius) is the source of this 3237-nucleotide messenger RNA. RefSeq lists its product as uncharacterized. The transcript is spliced from 4 exons. The coding region runs from base 1 to 3237 and encodes 1078 amino acids. The record is from RefSeq and is a predicted model, not a curated record. NCBI's taxonomy places the organism in Eukaryota, Fungi, Basidiomycota, Agaricomycetes, Agaricales, Marasmiaceae.